AUCACGUGAUCUGGCCCCUCGCCUCCUGUAUUGAGCAUCGGCUCUCUUCUGCUCCUCUCACCCGCACACUUAAAGAGCUUCGACUGCAUUUCCACUCAACAGAGACCCGCUGGCUGUAAAACAGCAUCAAACGCCAUUUUCACGAGCAGACAUGGAGCGACCGGACAGCUUUGAGAACCCGUUAGUCAACGAGAUGAAACAUUUCUGCAAGAGGAUACAAGAGGCCUGCAAUGAACUGAAGGAAGAUCUGACACCUUACAAAAACGACCGAUUCUACAGGUUGGCUCCCAUGCGUCUCUACACACUCUCUAAGAGGCACUUUGUUCUUGUUUUUGUGUUUUUCUUCUUCUGUUUCGGCGUCUCCGCCCUCAUCGGUGUGACGGGACCAAAGAUCAUCAGUGAGAAUUACUACAACGGGUUGAGCAUCACUGCUAAUGGGUCAAAGACCGGCCCUUUUCACAUCAAAUCUCAGCCGCUCUCCAACUACAACCAGCAGCUCUGGCUCACCUGCGUCAUUCAGAUUCACAACAACGUUGGAGAUUUCCGGAGGGAUUUUGGGAUGAAUGUGGAGUUACAGGGUGUGAUGCAGGACGCCAGCGUGAUGCGCAUCAGUGACAACGUUCACCAGAAAAACCGAAGCCUUCACUGUAGUGCAGUGAGUUUAUUUCACUCAUCAUCUUUCUGCAGCGUUCGGUUCUUCCUCUGGAUCUGUGUGUGUGUGUGUGUGUGUGUGUGUGUGUGUGUGUGUGUGUGUGUGUUACAGAAUCAGCAGGUGUGUGAUGACAUCAUUGUGUUACAUCUGGGUUACCUGAACUACACACAGUACCACAUUAACAUCAGCUUCAGGAGUCUGGACGAUCUGAAGGACAACAUCAAAAAUGUCACAUUUGUGUUUAAGAUGUACAACGCCACAUUCUCACAGGUGGAAAUCUGGUUCCGCUUUGUGUUUGUUGUGAUGACGUUCAUAGUGACUUGUAUGUUCGCUCAUUCUCUGAGGAAGUUCUCCAUGAGGGAUUGGGGCAUCGAGCAGAAGUGGAUGUCUAUUCUUCUUCCUCUUCUGCUCCUGUAUAACGAUCCCUUCUUCCCGCUGUCGUUCCUGAUGAACAGCUGGUUUCCCGGAACGCUGGACGCUUUCUUCCAGGCGUCGUUCUUGUGUGCGCUGCUUCUCUUCUGGCUGUGUGUGUAUCACGGCAUCAGGGUGCAGGGAGAGAGAAAGUUCUGGACGUUCUACCUGCCAAAACUGGUAAUAGUGGGGCUGCUGUGGCUGUCGGCCGUCACGCUGGGAAUCUGGCAAACAGUGAAUGAGCUUCAGGAUCCCACAUAUCAAUACAAAGUGGACAUCCAGAACUUCCAGGGCAUGAAGAUCCUCUUCCUGCUGGUGGUGGGCUUGUAUGUGCUGUAUCUGGUGUUUCUGGUGGUCCGAGCGUGCUCAGAACUGAAGAACAUGCCGUACACAGACCUGCGGUUGAAGUUUCUGACAGCGCUGACAUUGCUCGUGUUGAUCAUCAGUAUGGUGAUUCUGUACUUGAGGUUCGGCUCCAGGGCCUUGCAGGACAACUUUGUUGCAGAACUCUCCACCCACUAUCAGAAUUCAGCUGAAUUUCUGUCCUUCUACGGCCUCCUGAACUUUUAUCUCUAUACGUUAGCGUUCGUCUAUUCGCCCUCCAAAAACGCUCUGUAUGACUCCCAGCUGAAGGAUAAUCCAGCUUUCUCUAUGCUCAAUGACUCUGAUGAUGAGGUCAUUUACGGGAGCGAUUAUGAAGAAAUGCCUCUUCAAAACGGCCGUGCCAUCAAAGCCACAGCCAAAUACCGCGAUGAGAGUGAUAGCGACUGAUCUGACUUCUGAUUGGAGGAGUGUGAAACUGGUCUGACUCCUGAUUGGUCAGCUCUUGUCAUGUGUAUUUAGCAUCGGGUCUCUUUGGGGAUGUAUAUAGACUCACUGUUGAAAUGAUUCCAGUGUCAUUAUUUACUGUAUGUAAAUAUAUAUAUAUAUAUAUAUAUAUAUGCUGAUCUAUUUUUAAAGAGAAAGUAAUGUGUGUUUGCAAGUGACUCCAGCUAAAUGUGCUCCCGUCGCUCUGCUGAUGACGUUCUGUGUUUGGUUAUACAGUGGUGCACAUAUGUAUUGUACAGCUGAUGUAAAUACUGAAGAUCUGUUGUUGUAAAUUUGUAAAGCCACUGUUUGAUUGAAUGUACUGAAGAAACAUGCAGGUCAUACUUCACCAAACAAUGAAGUUAUGUGUUUUGCAUAAAGUAAUUAGGUUUAGUUUUGGACCAUUAUUUUCAUUUCCGCCUCAUUUGCAAUUGAAUGCAAACAAAUCUAAUCUAAAUCUAAGGCUCUACAGUUGAACAUUACAAUUGAAAUACUUUGUUUAGUCUUUGCAUUACAGUAAUGAGAAUGUCAGAAUUUGAGUCCCAAAGUCUUCAUUUUCGUCUUCAUUUUUUCUAUGCAAAAUGUGAACUAAAUGUUGUUUCUCUGAGUUUUGAGGGUGAAGUUUGACCUGAACAUUCUCUGGACAGGCUCUGAAAUCUCAUCACACCUCAGAACGCUUGCUCAUGUAGAGCUCAGAUCCCUUCGUGUGAUUUUAGUUUUUUCUUUUGUAUGAAAAGUAUGACAUCUUGUGUUCAAGAGUUUACAUUCCAAACGGAUUCUUUUCUCGCAUUCCUUCAGUAUAUUGUUUGUUUCGUGUGAUGUGUCUGUAUCUCUUGACACGUCUGUGUUUUGUUGUGUUGUGAAUGAGAGAGUGUACAGUACAGUAGUAAUAUCACUUCAACAGGUUUAUUUUGACAGUUCACGAUCAGAUUGAUCAGGCGGGACAAAAAUAGUAUUGUCUAAACUCUGUUCACAUCAUUGUGUUAACAUGAUGUGUGGAGGUGUGUACUGCACAGCUGCUUGUGACCUGUAGUUCACGUUUGAAGAACAAUGUUUGAUUCAUUAUUCGUAGUGACAUAUUUGUCUUCAAAUGAGCUGCUAGAUCCUAAUAAUACCACUACAUUUUUACGGUGUCAUUUCUGUCGGUUCUUUGUGCCUUUGUUUAUAACAUCAUUCCCAGGCCUGGCUGAGCUCAGUUCAAAUGUACAAACCCAAAAGGAGACGAGCUUUCUCUCAGCUGCACCAUUGUAAUGAGAAUGUUGUAUAAAAUGUUCAUUAAAUCUUUUAAGACUGGGUCUUCA
Triplophysa rosa is the source of this 3171-nucleotide messenger RNA. RefSeq names its product transmembrane protein 181 (gene tmem181). Bases 152 to 1834 code for a protein of 560 amino acids. The transcript has 16 exons. NCBI's taxonomy places the organism in Eukaryota, Metazoa, Chordata, Actinopteri, Cypriniformes, Nemacheilidae. The record is from RefSeq and is a predicted model, not a curated record. Gene Ontology annotation, molecular function: toxic substance binding.